AUGGGAAAACUGAGCAUAACACAAGUUUUUCAUCACAAGAAUCAUCACAAGACUUUGAUUUCUGCUUGGACCUGCUUUCUGUCAUUUGGCUUGUGGCCAAACACACAGUAUGUGCAGCUGUGUACGGGGCUCCAGGGCUCUGGUCCCUGCCAUGCUGCCGAGGCUUCUGCAACCACACACGGGCUACGGACUCAGUGGCAGGACGCUGUGGACCUCUCCCUCCUGGAGGGCUGGCAAUUGGCAUAUCACUUGGCCCGUCUGGGUUGGACUGAUAUAGUUCUUCUGGAGCAGGGCAGACUUGGCGCUGGAACAACCAGACUGAGUGCAGGCAUAGUUAGUGUUGCAAAGCCUAUUUCCAUAGAGUGUCACAUGGCAAACUAUUCCAACACUCUGUACAGGCAGCUUGAAGAAGAGACGGGGGUUAACACAGGGUAUGUGAAGACUGGAUCAUUGUGCCUUGCCCAAAAUCAAGAUCGAUUCAUUUCUCUGAAACGUUUGGCUUCCAGACUCAGAGUAAUGGGCAUCAACUGUAACAUAAUCAAGCCAAAGGAUGUCACCAAACUCCAUCCACUCGUAAACAUCCAUGACUUAGUGGGAGCUCUCCAUCUUCCAGACGACGCAGUGGUUUCUUCUCCUGACGUUAAUCACGCUCUUGCUGUGGCAGCUGCUGGACACGGAGUCCAAAUUCUGGAACGAACCACUGUCCAGCAAGUAGUGGUGGAGAAAGGACAGGUGGUGGCUGUUGAGACCGAUCGAGGCUCCAUCGAGUGCGAAUACUUUGUCAAUUGUGCAGGACAGUGGGCCUACGAGCUCGGACAAGCCAGUGAGACCAAAGUGUCUAUUCCUCUUCAUGGAUGUGAGCAUUUUUAUCUCCUGACCAAACCCGCUGCAGAUCCAGUCCAGUCCAACACCCCGGUCAUUCUUGACAUGGAUGGGAGGAUUUAUGCUCGACCGUGGCAGGGAGGAAUACUCUCAGGAGGGUUUGAGAAGAAUCCAAAACCCAUUUAUACUGAAGGUCGCAACCAGCUGGAGAUCCAGAACAUGCAGGAGGACUGGGACCACUUUGAGCCGAUGCUGAGUGCACUUCUGAGGAGAAUGCCCAGUCUAGAGUCUGCAGAAAUCCAGCAGCUGGUCAACUGUCCAGAGUCGUUCACUCCUGACAUGCGCUGCCUCAUGGGGGAGACUCCCAGUGUGUCCGGGUACUACGUCCUCGCUGGAAUGAACUCGUCAGGGGUGGCUUUUGCUGGAGGAGCCGGGAAGUACUUGGCUGAGUGGAUGAGUUAUGGAUAUCCCACGGCUAAUGUGUGGCCCCUGGACAUCAAGCGCUUUGGGAACUUACAGAGCAGCAGAACCUUCCUGCGACACAGAGUCAUGGAAGUCAUGCCUCUUCUGUAUGAGCUGAAGGUUCCUCGAUGGGACUUCCAGACGGGGCGUCAGCUCAGGACCAGCCCUUUGUACGACCGUCUGGACACACAAGGCGCUCGGUGGAUGGAGAAACAUGGCUUUGAAAGACCCAAAUACUUUGUUCCUCCAGGAAAAGACCUUCUCUCCCUGGACCAGAGCAAAACCUUCUACAAACCCGACUGGUUUGACAUCGUAGGAGCUGAAGUGAAGUGCUGCAAAGAGGCCGUGUGUGUCAUCGACAUGUCGUCCUUCACCAAGUUUGAGCUCAGUUCAACAGGAGACCAAGCCCUGAUGCUGCUUCAACACCUCUGUGCCAACGACCUGGAUGUUCCGGUCGGACACAUCGUACACACCGGGAUGCUGAACGAGAGAGGGGGCUACGAGAACGACUGCAGCGUGGUCCGAGUCAGCAAGAACAGUUUCUUUAUAGUCUCCCCAACAGACCAACAAGUUCACUGUUGGUCCUGGAUUAAAAAACACAUGCCCAACGAUCCACAUCUGCACCUUGAAGACGUCAGCUGGAAGUACACAGCUCUGAAUUUGAUUGGACCACGUGCGAUGGAUGUACUGGCAGAGUUGUCGUAUGUUUCAAUGACACCUGACCACUUCCCUUCAAUGUUCUGUAAGGAGAUGAGUGUGGGAUAUGCUAAUGGGAUCAGAGUAAUGAGCAUGACUCACACUGGGGAGCCAGGCUUUAUGCUGUACAUUCCUAUUGAGUACGCCCUUCAUGUGUACAAUGAAGUGAUGUCAGUCGGACAGAAAUAUGGGAUUCGUAAUUCUGGAUACUACGCUCUGCGUAGUUUGAGAAUUGAAAAAUUCUUUGCCUUCUGGGGUCAAGACCUGGAUGCCUUCACUACUCCACUGGAGUGUGGACGGGAGUUCAGAGUAAAGUUUGAUAAGGACACAGAUUUUCUUGGUCGUGAAGCUUUACUCAAACAGCGACAGGAAGGUGUGACUCGACGGUUCGUUAUGCUCGUUCUUGACGACCAUGACACAGAGCUGGACCUGUGGCCCUGGUGGGGGGAGCCCGUCUAUCGUAAUGGUCAGCUGGCCGGUACCACCACCAGCAGUGCGUACAGCUACACACUGGAGCGUCAUGUGUGUCUGGGUUUUGUGUCUCCUCCUCCGGGCCCAGAGGGGCUUCCAACAGCCAUCACUGCAGACUUCAUCAACAAAGGGGAUUAUGAAGUGGACAUUGCAGGCCAGCGAUACCCAGCCAAAGCCAAACUUUAUCCAUUCAGUUCACUCUUCACUCAACAAAAACGCCGCAAAGACGAACUGGAACUGGGAAACCUUCAGGGAAAAUGA
Molecule: messenger RNA, 2712 nt
Organism: Knipowitschia caucasica
Lineage: Eukaryota; Metazoa; Chordata; Actinopteri; Gobiiformes; Gobiidae
Source: the annotation of a GenBank genome assembly